AUGAAAUCACAGCAAAGUAUUAUUCCAACAUUGAAGAAAGCUGCCUUGUUAUUUGGGUGGGUGGUGUUCAUACUACUAUCUUACAAGGUGUCCAAGCUCGACAGAGAAUACCAAGAAUAUAAUCCUUAUGAGGUCCUUAACUUGGAUCCGGAAGCUUCUUUGUCGGAAAUCAAGAAACAAUACCGUGUAUUGUCUCUUAAAUAUCACCCCGACAGAGGUGGUGAUGAGACUACAUUUAUGAGGAUUGCCAAAGCUUAUGCUGCAUUAACCAAUGAACAAUCACGUCUAAACUGGAUAAACUAUGGAAAUCCAGAUGGUCCAGGAGCUACCAGUUUUGGUAUUGCACUGCCUGCCUGGAUUGUGGACCAGAAGAACUCAAUGCUGGUCCUUUUAGUGUAUGGAUUGGCUUUCAUGGUCAUCCUUCCUGUGGUUGUGGGGACAUGGUGGUACCGCUCUAUCCGCUACAGUGGAGACCAGAUCCUUAUCAACACCACCCAGCUUUUUAUGCAUUUUAUGUACAAAACGCCCAACAUGAACAUGAAGCGCCUAAUCAUGGUGUUAACGGCUGCACUCGAGUACGACCCUCGCAGCAACAAGGAAGCUACGAUACGACCAACAGACAACAUUGUAGUACCACAGCUCAUCCGUGAAUUGGGGAAUAUAAAUGUCAAGAAGAAGGAGCCUCCUUUCUGCUAUCCUUACAGUUUGAAGGCCAGGGUUUUAGUUCUGGGUCAUUUAGCACGAAUGGAUGUUUCAGAGGAACUAGAGGAAGAUCAGAGGUUUGUAAUGAGGAAGAGCCCUGCUCUUCUUCAGGAGAUGAUUAAUGUUGGAUGUCAAUUGACAAUGAUGGCCAACAGUAGAGGAGGUUUUCAUGCUCCACGGUUGGUGACUAUCGAGAAUUGUAUGAAGCUGACCCAGAUGAUCGUGCAAGGUCUUCAGGAGUCGAAGUCGCCUCUGUUGCAGUUGCCUCACUUUGAGGAGGAGCAUUUGCGCUUCUGUAUCUCCAAGAAGUAUAAAGUACGGACGCUUCAGGACCUUGUGAGCCUGAAGGAUUCAGACAGGCGCAGCAUGCUGCGCUUCUUGGGGGAGGAGAAGUACGACGAGGUGAUGGCUGUGCUUGGCAGCCUUCCUCACAUCACCAUGGACACUAAACUGCAGGUUCUUGAUGAUGAGGACAGUAAUAACAUCACUGCAGGCUCCAUUGUCACAGUUACUGUCACACUUACAAGAAAACGGAUGGUGGAGGUAUUUGAAAAGGAGCAGGAGGCGACUCCAUGUCCAGGAGAAGAGGCACCAAACUCAGAGGAAGCGCCUGGAGAUGCAAAUAAAGUCAAACCUAAAGUUUGGCAAAACAAGAACAAAGGGGCUAAAAAGAUGGCAAAGUCUAAGAAGAAGAAAUUACCCAAGAAGAAAGCUGCUCCUGCCACAUCCAAAACAAAACAAGCAAAUGGCAAUGUCACAGGAACUGAAGUGGCAGCAGGGGCCGCCGCAACAGCAGCAAAGGACGAGGAGGACGAGGGCUCAGACAGAGGCAGUGAGUCUGAUGAGGGCGAGGCCAACAAAGACUCUCCCAGCGAACGAGAGGAAGACAGCGACAAACAGAGCGACACUGAAGCAGAUGAGAUUGCAGGAGACGACGAGGAGGAGUGGGAGGCGCUGCAACAGAGCAUCCAGCGGAGAGAGAAGGCUUUGCUGGAGACCAAGUCAAAGGUGACGCACCCGGUUUACAGCCUGUACUUCCCAGAGGAGAAGCAGGAGUGGUGGUGGCUCUACAUCGCAGACCGCAAAGACCAGACCCUAGUGUCCAUGCCCUUCCAUGUGUGCACACUAAAGGACACAGAGGAGGUGGAACUGAAGUUUCCAGCGCCCUCCAAAACAGGCAACUACCAAUAUUCUGUCAUCCUGCGGUCUGACUCCUACAUGGGCCUGGACCUGAUCAAACCACUGAAGCUGGAAGUGCACGAGGCCAGAGCGAUCCUGGACCAUCCACAAUGGGACAUCCCAGACACAGAGGACGAAGACGAGGAGCCAGAAGAGAGCGACGGCAUCGAGGACAGCGAAGAGGAGGACGAGGACAAUGACUGA
This is a messenger RNA of Knipowitschia caucasica, 2085 nucleotides long. The record is from the annotation of a GenBank genome assembly. NCBI's taxonomy places the organism in Eukaryota, Metazoa, Chordata, Actinopteri, Gobiiformes, Gobiidae.